UAUCUGCGUCUGAGGAGUCCUAAUUGCAGCACAGUGCUCGUUUCACCCAGUGUUACCAUUGAUGGCAUUAAGUAUUGCCCAGACAUGGUGGUUUCAGUUGGAUCUUGUUCAGGUUUGCCAGAAUUCAUGCAGAUUAAAAAGGUUUUGGCGAUCAAUACUGACAUAAUGUUCCUUUGUAAACUCCAGACUGCUUGGUUCGUUGAGCAUUUGCGCUCUUAUGAAUUAUGCAGUUUGCAUUCACUGCAAGUUAUUCUGCCAUCUGAACUGAACGAUCCCUUCCCAUUGGCAGCCUAUAUUGUCCGAGGCCAGCUCUUUGUCACAUUGAAACAUUACAUCUGCUGCUAAAUAACACGAUUGUAUUUAUUAUUGUUUCUGUGAUUUUUUUAUUUAUUUCUGAAUUUCAGUUAGACAUGUCAAUGAUACUUCGUGUUAUUGUGCAUGAUGGUGACAUCCAAAAAGUAGUAAUUCCAGAAAAACCAUCUGAUCUCGUUGCCUUGAAACAUGUGCUGCAAGAGAAGCUGCAGGUAUCAUAUUCUUUCAAUGUUCAAUAUGAAGACCCUGAUUUUAGUAAUGCAUUAUGCAAUGUCAGUGACAUCAAUGAUUUGCCAGAGAGGGCAACCCUGAAAAUUAUUCCUCUAUCCACAUCUCCAUCUUCAAGUCAAGCAGACACAAUAAUUCUCUCAGGUUCUGAUACAUCGGAGAAGUUGUCUGCAGAAAGACAGAGUGAGUGGCCCGAGGAUUUUGAAAUCCCCAAAUUUUCUGUAAACGUUGAAUACCGUCUCCGUCAGGGAAACCUCGCUAUUAUGAAAGAUGCAACUUAUCUUAAUGUUGGAAGAGACAUUAAACAUGAUAUACUGGAAACACUUGCAAGGGCUAUGUACAACUUUAAGGCAUAUCCAAGAGAUGAAGAUUUUGCCCAAGUUGCAGCAGCGCUCGUCAAAGCACACCCAUGUUUGAGUGAACCAGGCUCCUCAACAGGCUCAGCUGGUUGGAAAAACAGCCUGAAAUUUAAGAUGGCCAACUACCGAACUAAACUGCGUAAAUCUGGCUGUAGUGAUGUUGCUGUUGAGGGAAAGAGAGGUGCAACAAUGGACGGCGUGCUAAAGAAAGGCAUUAAAAAACCUAGACGGUUUGAAUUAAAUUUCUUGCCAAACUUUCCCAAUGGGGAGAAUGAAGAAAGUCAAGAACGCACAAGAGUAGAACUUCAAGAGGAAAUGAAAAAGAGGACACGGAACAUGAGCCUGAUUGGCCAGAAGAUGGACAGCACUUUUGCCCUGAGGAGAAAGGAAAUCAUUCAUUCAGAACCUCCUGUUUGUGAAAUUUUGGAGAAGUGGCCAGCACUUUUUACUGAAAAUCAGAUCUUUGCAGAAUUCAGUCGCAUAUCUGGGAAAAAUUUGAGAUCCGAGUUCUACGCAGCAUUGGACACACACUCUGCACGUUUGAUUGAAAUUUUCCGAAAGAAAGGAGGAAAUCAGGGGAAAACGCUUCAUGACAUUUUGCGUCAGUCAUCUGAUGUAACGUGUGUGCGUACCGCAGUACUUCGCGGUCUUCCAGUCCUCCUGGGGGAUGACUCUGAGGAAUUUUUCAGGAUGUGCUUUGAUUCAGAUGUAGAUGCUGACUUCAGUGGAGUUGAUGUUGGCCUGCUCACAGUUUUACCUGAAGAUACGCCUGCCCAAACUCCAAAUGCUCUCAGUGUUGACUCAUCAAGGGCAAUCAUUCUGGAGGGAAGAAUCGUCGUGGAUGAUGUCCCAAACUUGCCACAUGCUGUAUGUCUCCUCUUUGCUUUAAUCUAUGCUCUUAAUUUGGACUACCCAAAGACAAUGAGGAACUCAUUUGAUUUUAUUCAGAGGGUAUUUCUGUUGUUGGGAGGUAAGAAUCUUAAGCCCAAACUCCAAACCCUUAAAAACCAGCUUUUAGCUAAACCUUAGCUAAAUGCCUCUGCUGCCUGUUAAAUAUUUUUGUUAGAUUAUUUUGUAAUUGCACUAAUUUAAGUGUGCAAAAGUUUAAACCUACACUGUAUUUCAGGCUUAUUUAGAGCACUGGUUUUGCUUUUGGUUCAGUUGUGGUUUAAAUUGAACUAUUUCUAAAGCCAAAUGUCUGUAUUUUAGGCAUUUUAUAAUUGUACUACUUUUAAUAGACAUUGGCUUCAGUUCUUCUUACAAAUAGCUUACAGUAUUAUAGUUAUAACU
Messenger RNA from Triplophysa rosa, 2189 nucleotides. RefSeq lists its product as uncharacterized. The transcript is spliced from 4 exons. NCBI's taxonomy places the organism in Eukaryota, Metazoa, Chordata, Actinopteri, Cypriniformes, Nemacheilidae. The record is from RefSeq and is a predicted model, not a curated record. Bases 411 to 1928 code for a protein of 505 amino acids.